Molecule: messenger RNA, 2395 nt
Organism: Tricharina praecox
Lineage: Eukaryota; Fungi; Ascomycota; Pezizomycetes; Pezizales; Pyronemataceae
Exons: 2
Coding region: 428-2047 (539 amino acids)
Source: RefSeq, a predicted model, not a curated record
GGGAGGAGGAGCAGGAGCAGGAGCAGGAGUAGGAGCAGGAGGAGGAGGUGCAGGCUCGACGGUAUCGCUGCCAACACUGUACGGCCGUCGCAGCCACUCCGCGCAUUCGAACAAGACAUACGGGGAGCCGGUAUCUCCCACGACGACGCUGCCUACGCACCGAUUUCCGCCGCUCAAUUCGCGCUUCGAUCCCGAGGCCCCACAUGCGCACAACACCACGCCGGUGCGACGAAACAAACCGCUCGAGCGACCGAAAACUUUCUACCGACUGUUUGGUUUUGGUACCGACCCGAAUAGUGGCAGUGACGCCGACGCGGCUUCUGGACCGAUUAGCUGGGCCGACGACCCAAAUGCGCCAUCGCCUGUUGCACUUCCGCAUAAGGCACUCGCGUUGCUGGGCAUCAGGGAGACGUCUGCUGGCUUCCGUAUGCCCGCGUCGCCAAAACCAUGCGACCAUCUGAACGACUUCGAGGACAACGAACUCCAAAGUAGCAAUCGACGACUGCCUUGCUUCAGCGAGCUGACCUACACGCCGAUCGAAGUGCCCCCUGCUCCGGAGCGCCUCUAUUUCCGUCCGCAAUCUCUAUGCUCCUCGUUUUCCGCGACAUCGACAGGAACGAUAGCGACGACGGUGACGUCGAUGACGGCUACCUCGCCUUCGCUUGGGGACCCGGAGGAGUAUGGGACGUUCAGCUCGGGUUCUGCUCCCGAGCUUCCAGUAGAGAUUGCCAUGCGGAUUUGCGAUUUCUUCGUUACCGAGACGCAUCAAGAAGAUCUGGGCCAAGACGAACGGCAUGAGCGCUGUCCCAACUGUGACAUCCACACGCUGUGGGCCCUUGCCCUGGUAUCACGUUCGUGGAACAGAGCCGCGACUCAAACACUCUAUCGAACGGUGUCAUUGGACUUUGGAUACUAUUCCGAGCCUACGCGCGACGAGGAUGGCAAGGGGGUAGCUCCGGAAUUCGUACCGUAUACCACUUGCCGUGGCCAUGCCGGUGCAGCACUACACACAAAGAUCGACAUCCAAGCGAAACUACAGCUCCUCUACCGAACGAUCUGGGAUUCGCAGGGCGAUAUCGGCGAGCGCAUCAGAGGAAUCAAGCUCCCGCGCAGGUUGUUCUCAAUUACCAAAUACCCACUCUCGGCGAUCCUGCAGAAAUGCCCGAAUCUAGAAUUUGUCGACCACGCGAUAGCCUCGGGAAGUCCGGAGGACCUCGUAUCGACACUGUCGAACUUAGUCCAGAUGAGACGCUGGACCUGGAAGCGCGAAACGGGGGUGAAAUACGAGCAGUGCAAGGUACGACAAAAGCGAAUGACCGCGAUGGUCGACAUGCAAAAGAACAUGCCGGGGCCGCCCCUUGCGAUCGCCAUCACCGUCUUCCCCCUCUGGACGAAACUCCGGCAUCUGGAGCUCAACAACCUACGACGUGAGGACAUCCCGGACGAGUUCGACUUCUGCGCGCUCAGCAGCCUCGAAUCAGUCACCUUAUGCAACCUCUGCAUCAUGGACCGAAACCCGGAAGCAGGGUUUCUCGAGCGCCUGCCGGCAUUGCGACGGCUGAAGAUCGAAAUGUGCCUCUUCAUCAGCGAGGAGCGGAUAUUCGCAUACCUGCAGCAGAAGGGCCACAAGAUGACGCACCUCGAGCUGCGCAAUUCGGCGAUGCCCAUGCACACCCUCUACCGACUGCUCGCGAGCACGCCGUCGAUCGUGCGCUUCUCGAUAUCGAAUGCACCCCCGGUGCCGCCGUUCUCGGGCCCCGACCUACCCACCGGCUUCACGCCUACCCUGCCACGGCUACCCGCAUUGAAACGGAUCACGGUCGAUAUGAAGCCGCUGCGCGAGAGCUUCGGGUUCCUACUGAGUCUCAUCGAAGACCGGGAGAAGACUCCAAUGCUGGAGACGAUGCGCAUGGGCUUCGAGGCGGCCGGCAAACGCAUCGACCUCGGCCGCGGCAGCCGCGCGAUGGACGUCGAGGAGAUGCGGAUGGAGGUUAGGUUACGGACCGAGUGUCUGUUUAGUAAUGUCCAGCUGCGACUGCUGGAGUAGGAGUGAUUAAUUCCAGGUAUUAAUUUUUUUUGUAGUGCUGUACAUAUUGAGGGUAGUGUUUUUACUUUUCGUUGGCGUUUUCUUUGGAUACCUACAAUUCUUUUUCAUGUUUGUUUGUUGUUUUUGCCGGCGGGCGUUUUGUUUCUGGUUUUUCAAGCUUCUCUGCAUGGUCUACUUGCUUGCUUCCUUGCUUGCUUCAGUAUUCUUUUCUUUUCUUUUCUUUUCUUUGAGAAGCACUCACCUAUGCUCAUUUAAUUUUUUAUCUACCAUAUCGACAGAUGAGGAUGAUGUUCCCUCAAGUUUCUUACCGUACUGGCGGCCGGUGUAAUCAAAACUUCAAAAGCGUUG